AUGCCGGAGACGGAGAGUCACUACCAGCGCGCAGGUUACACCCAGCCAAUGGAGGAUGGAGGUGGCGAUGACGACAACAGCCGAGAAACCAACCAACACCAACGGCGCCCCGAUGACCACCUCUCCUGGUUUGUUCUGAUGCUGACCGUCACCUCCGCGCUAGGCGGGUUCCUGUUCGGCUACGACACGGGUGUGGUGUCGGGCGCGAUGCUCCUGAUCAAGCAGGACUUCAGCCUGAGCGACUGGCAGGAGGAGGUGAUCGUGAGCGUGACCAUCGUGGCGGCGGUGACAGCCGCGGUGGCCGGCGGCCCGGCGAUGGAGCGGUGGGGGCGGCGCCCGGUCAUCCUGCUGGCGGCGGUCGUCUUCACGGUCGGGGCGGUGAUGCUCGCCGCGGCGACGUCGUACAGCACCUUGGUGGGCGGCAGGUGCGCUCGUGUUUGUGUCCACGCUGAAUUUUGGCUUGGGUAUACAAUUGGCUUCGGCAUGCAACUGAAAAGCUAG
Messenger RNA from Ectocarpus siliculosus, 501 nucleotides. The record is from the annotation of a GenBank genome assembly. NCBI's taxonomy places the organism in Eukaryota, Phaeophyceae, Ectocarpales, Ectocarpaceae.